AUGGCGUUUGCUGGGAAAAAUAUCAGUUUGUCCCAGCCGGAUAUCACGCAGAAACUAACGGAGCGCAUAGACGACCUGAAGCAAAAGAUCGCUGCUUGGGGGAAGCGGAUUCGACGAUUUUCCGAGGGGUCAAGGCGGUUCAACCAGAAUCGUCUUUUCCAGAGUGAUCAGAAGAGGCUCUAUAAAUUAUUGGAGCGACCAAAGGUAUGUGGAGCGGGCCAAGGACCGGAUCAGGCUGACAUUAUCGCAUUCUGGCGUGGCCUGUGGUCAGAGCCCGUAAACCACCUUGAGGGCCCUUGGAUGGAAGUUGUGGCGAGCCAGGGUGCGAGUGUUACGCCUAUGGACCCAUUCACCAUAACGCCAGAAGACGUGGCUGAGGUGCUGGAGCCAUUUCUAUCCGUCACUGAGCAAAACCUGGCAGACCGAGUUCGGUACAUCCUGCGCUCCAACAUAUUUGGUGACGCCGAACUCGAACGACUACGACGUGAGGCUGUUCCCUCAUCGGAUGGAAAUGCUACGGCUGGGAAUGCGGCGCCACUAAUUGCGCAGCAAACUGCUAAUGUGGACGCUGCCGUCAAUAUUCCAUUUGUGGCUGAUUCAGACGAUGAUGGAAUAGUCCCCCACGAACUAGAGAAAAUGAGGAGCAUAUUGGAAGAGUCGAUGCUGGAAACGCGCAGCAUGCCUCUCGAAAAUCGACCGCGACUUCCCCGCAUACCCCUUAGCAAGCGAAAUCGGGCUGUCGUGCGGGCUCUUAACCCAAUGCUGGUGACCUAUUUGGAAGCCAGCCGGGACCUUUGCGAGACGGACUCAAUUCUUUUUGGCGCCGCACUGGCAGUAUGCCGUAUUAUUGGCGCCAAACUUCCCAUGGCUGGACGUGCUACUCAACAAGGUAGUGCCAUCCCAGCCUGGAGAAAAAGAAUCGAGGACCGUAUCGCAAAGGCAAGGGCCCUUAUCGGCAGACUGACAAGCUUCAGGUCGGGUAAUAUUAGACCGAGAGUUGUGCGCACCGUUAGAAUGGCGUUUGCUGGGACAAAUAUUAGUUUGUCCCAGCCGGAUAUCACGCAGAAACUAACGGAGCGCAUAGAUGACCUGAAGCUAAAAAUCGCUGCUUGGGGGAAGCGGAUUCGACGAUUUAGCGAGAGGUCAAGGCGGUUCAACCAAAAUCGUCUCUUCCAGAGUGAUCAGAAGAGGCUAUAUAAAUCAUUGGAGCGACCAGAGGUAUGUGGAGCGGGCCCAGGACCGGAUCAGGCUGACACUGUCGCAUUUUGGCGUGGCCUGUGGUCAGAGCCCGUAAACCACAGCGAGGGCCCUUGGAUGGAAGUUGUGGCGAGCCAGAGUGCAAGUGUUACGCCUAUGGACCCCGUCACCAUAACGCCUGAAGACGUGGCUGAGGCGGUCCGUAGGGCCCCGAACUGGAAAAUUCCGGGGCUCGACGGGCUGCAUCAUUACUGGCUGAAGGGAAUUUUAAAUAUUCAUCAAGAUAGACGAACGGAACCAAGAAAUGAAACAAACGUUAGUAUUUGUAAACAAGGCAAAUUUUCAUCGGCCAAUGCGAACAAACAUUCACAUGGAAAAACGAGCUAUGUUGUAACCAAUUCAAUCAUACUAUUAUGGAAUGAAAGUCAAACUCAAUAA
This is a messenger RNA of Parnassius apollo (apollo), 1635 nucleotides long. Lineage: Eukaryota; Metazoa; Arthropoda; Insecta; Lepidoptera; Papilionidae. The record is from the annotation of a GenBank genome assembly.